Messenger RNA from Plasmodium gallinaceum, 1857 nucleotides. RefSeq names its product conserved Plasmodium protein, unknown function. Lineage: Eukaryota; Apicomplexa; Aconoidasida; Haemosporida; Plasmodiidae. The transcript has a single exon. The coding region runs from base 1 to 1857 and encodes 618 amino acids. The record is from RefSeq and is a predicted model, not a curated record.
AUGAUUAUGAAUGUUUUGAAAAAAUAUUUGGUAUCAAACUUGAAUAAAAAAGAUAAAGUAUGCAAAUUAAUAUUGAGGAGAAAAAUAUCAUCAAAAACAUAUGCAGAUGUAGAAAGUAAUCUUAUAAAAAAAUUAAAAGAUAUGAAUAGUGAAAAUAUAUGUAAUGGUAUUAAAAAAAGUGUUAAAAAUGGCUUUAUUAAUAAAAAUAUGUUUGAAAUUUAUAAUAAUAUGGUAAAAAAACAUCUUAAUAAUUUCAAUUUUUCAGAUAUAGUACUAAUUUUACAAUCGUAUGCUUUGUGUAAAGAAAGAAAUUUUGAAAUUUAUUCCAUUUUAUCUAAUAGAUCAUUAUAUAUAUUUAAGGAAAAUAAAAUUAAAUAUGAAUCAUUAACUUAUGAUAAUAUCUAUAAGUACAUUAUAGCUAGUAAUAAAUUGAAUUUCACUGAUUUUGAAUUGAUGGUUAUUUUUUUAAAACAAGUUAAAAAAAAUUUGGAUUAUUAUGGAAUAAAAAAAAUUUCUAAAAUUUUACAUGCCUUAUCAAAACUAAAAAUAAAUGAUGAAGAAUUAUUAGAGAUUUCUAGUAAUUAUAUUCUACAAAAUUUUGACCAAAUUAAAAGUAACUAUAUUAAUCAUUUAAUUUCAGCAUAUACAAAAUCAAAUAAUAAUUAUUCGGAACUAUGUUUAAAAUUAAUUAAGUAUAUAUAUGAAAAUAUAAAUUCAUUUGAUUCUAUUUCUAUAUAUAAUAUAUUAAUACAAAUAAAAUAUAUUAUAAAUAAAAUAAAAAGUGAUAAGAAUUAUUCAAUUUAUUUUAGUGAAGAGAAUAUUUUAAAUUAUGAUAAAAUAGAUGAUUUAAAUAAAUAUAGAACUAUGAAUAGUACUAAUGAAUAUAUUUAUUCGGAAAAAAAAAAUAAUACACAAAAUCAUGAUAUUAAUAAUGAUAUAAACAUAAAUGAUAAUAUUACUACUUUAAAUAAAGAAGAAUAUGGUAUAUAUAAAAAAGAAUUAGAAGAAAUAUGUUUCUUAAAUGGUGAUAAUAAAGAUGAAAAUAAUGUAAAUUAUUACAAAAAAAUACUAAAAAGUAUAAUUCAUCUUUUAUUUUCAAAAGUAAAUAGCUGUUUAGCAUUCUUGUCAUUAAAACAAAUAAUUAAACUAUUGUGCUCUUAUAAAGAUUUAAAUUAUUUUAAUUAUAUAUUUAUUUAUAAAAGAUUAUUACAUUUUUUGUUUUCUAAAAUUCAAUCAAAUAAAAUAAAUUUAGAAGAGAGCAUUCUGAUAUUAGAAUUUUUUGUUAUUUUACCAUAUGUCGAUAAUAAUAUGGAACAAAUUAUUAAUAUAAUUAUACAAAAUUUAGAAAAAAAUAUUAUUUUUAAUUAUUCUUAUAUAUACCGCUUACUAUUAUGUUUCAAAAAUCUAAAUAUACAUAAUGAUAAUAUUUUAUCAAAAAUUGAUUGCUUUAUUUUUAAAAAUAAAAAAAAUUUUGAAAAAAAUUGUAAUUUUGAAGAAUUAAAUUUAUUUAUGUAUUUUUAUAACAAAAAUGCAGAAGAAUGGGGAGAGAUGGUUAAAUACUUAAAUUUUUUAAAAGAUAAAAAAGGAAAUACAAAAGAAAAUACUAAUGAAGAAAAUAACCAAGUCGAUCAUACCAUUAACAAAAUAGAUAUAAAUAAAGUAGACAAAAAGUUAAUUAUUUAUAAAUACAAUAAGAUAGAGAAAUGUUUUAAUGAGAAUGAAAAAAGUUUAAAUGACGAUAAUGAUCCAAAAAAUAAUAGUGAAAAAAAUUCUUCUUCUAUUAAUAAUAAAGAUAUAAGUAAAAGCAUAUCUAACUAUUUACAUUUUAAUUUAGUGAAUUAUAAAAAAAGUUACUAA